This is a messenger RNA of Penicillium vulpinum, 210 nucleotides long. RefSeq lists its product as uncharacterized. The transcript has a single exon. The record is from RefSeq and is a predicted model, not a curated record. The coding region runs from base 1 to 210 and encodes 69 amino acids. NCBI's taxonomy places the organism in Eukaryota, Fungi, Ascomycota, Eurotiomycetes, Eurotiales, Aspergillaceae.
AUGGCCACAACCACGACCCCGAUGCCUACAAUGAGGAUGUUAGUGUAUGAGAAAACCGCCGAUGCAGAAGAAGUCCCCGAAUACGCACAAUCACCCGAAAUCUACGGAGAUGAUGUGCCAACAUCAACGCCGAUAACGAUGCCCGACGCCAUUAAUGAUGAGACUAAGGAAACUCAUAUCUCACCCUCACAUCUAUAUCCGAGAAACUGA